AUGCAGCAUCCUCUCCUCGUCCUGCUUCUCCCGCUCGCGCUGCUCCUAUCCAGCACGCUCGCCUGGGGUACCCUGGGCCACCGCACGGUCGCAUACCUAGCCUCGCUGUACUUCACGCCGGAAUCAACCCGCUUCACGAACCAGCUGCUCCACGGCCAGGACAUCUCCGAGGCGGCCCUCUUCCCGGAUAAGAUCAGAUACAUCCCCUCGUUCGCGUACACCAAGGCGUGGCACUACAUCGACGCGCAGGACGACCCGCCAGCCCGAUGCGGCAUCAACAUCACCCGCGACUGCGCUCUGGAGACGGGAUGCGUCGUCUCCGCGAUAGCCAACCAUACGGAGCGCGUCGGCGACGCGGGCCUGCCCAUGUGGCAGCGCGGGCAGAGUCUGCGGUUCGUGCUGCAUUUCUUCGGCGACGUGCACCAGCCGUUGCACACGGAGGCGGAAGACCGCGGCGGGAAUGAAUACGCUGUGGUGUUCGAUGGGCGGGCCACGAAUCUGCACAGCGUGUGGGACUCGUUGAUCGUGAACAGGCAUGCGGGGAUGGGACACGAGGACGAAACCCUCGCGGCGUGGACUUGGGCGCAGAGGUUGGCUGCUGGACGUGAUGCCGAGGAGGAUGAGGACGUGUGUCUGCGCGAUGCCGCCGAGUGUGCGCUCGAGUGGGCGGGCGAGGCGAAUGCACAUGUGUGUUCGUAUGUGCUGGCACGGGAUGUCCACGGGCAGGACCUUGCGGGCGAAUACUACGACGGGGCUGUUCCGAUCAUUGACGACAUGGUCUACAAGGCGGGACGAAGGCUGGCUGCUUGGAUAAAUGCCAUUGUGGGGGAUAUGGAUUACCCAGACUUAGAUCUCCUAGACCUGGAACCGCUGCUACGGACUCAAAUAAACUGA
This is a messenger RNA of Cladophialophora carrionii CBS 160.54, 894 nucleotides long. RefSeq lists its product as uncharacterized. Gene Ontology annotation, molecular function: nucleic acid binding; endonuclease activity. The record is from RefSeq and is a predicted model, not a curated record. Bases 1 to 894 code for a protein of 297 amino acids. Gene Ontology annotation, biological process: DNA catabolic process. The transcript has a single exon. Lineage: Eukaryota; Fungi; Ascomycota; Eurotiomycetes; Chaetothyriales; Herpotrichiellaceae.